UUACUGCUGAAAUGACUGUCAACAACUCAGUUUCCCAUCAACCCUUGCGAGCUUACGUCGUUGUACGUCACCUACCCAGUCCCCCCACCAUCAUCGUUCUACAGAGGAAGAAAGGGGGAGACGGGCAGCCUAUACAGAACGCCUUUACACAAAUAUGAGCGGCAGCGGGCGGGCCAGGACCAGCUCAUUCGCUGAGCCUCCCGGAGCUCCCGGAUCUGCUGCAGCCGGCGCCGGAUCAGCAGUGGCCGGUGGAAGCUCGACAGGAAAAACUGGGGCUGCACAAGCCACUGGAAGCACCUCGACGAGCUUUGGGAAUUUGAAACUGCCCAGGGACAGCGGCAAAGUGACGACAGUGGUAGCCACGCCCGGUCAGGGUCCAGAUCGCCCACAGGAAGUGUCCUACACGGACAUAAAGGUUAUAGGAAAUGGCUCCUUCGGGGUUGUGUACCAGGCCCGUCUCAUUGAUAGCCAGGAGAUGGUGGCAAUUAAGAAAGUUCUCCAAGACAAGAGGUUUAAGAAUAGGGAGCUGCAAAUUAUGAGGAAAUUGGACCACUGCAAUAUUGUGAGGCUACGUUACUUCUUCUACUCCAGUGGCGAGAAGAAAGAUGAAGUGUAUUUGAAUCUGGUGCUGGACUUUGUCCCCGAGACAGUGUACAGGGUGGCUCGGCACUUUAACAAGGCCAAGACUACCAUCCCCAUCAUCUAUGUUAAGGUGUACAUGUACCAGCUGUUCCGCAGUCUGGCUUAUAUCCAUUCCCAGGGCGUGUGUCACAGAGACAUUAAGCCUCAGAACCUCCUGGUGGACCCAGAGACAGCCAUCCUCAAACUCUGUGACUUUGGCAGUGCUAAGCAGCUUGUUCGCGGGGAGCCGAAUGUGUCCUAUAUCUGCUCACGGUACUAUCGUGCCCCAGAGCUCAUCUUUGGUGCCACCGACUACACGUCCAACAUUGACAUCUGGUCAGCGGGCUGUGUGCUGGCCGAGCUGCUGCUGGGUCAGCCCAUCUUCCCCGGAGACAGUGGUGUGGACCAGCUAGUAGAGAUCAUCAAGGUUCUGGGGACACCGACACGAGAGCAGAUUCGGGAGAUGAACCCCAACUACACAGAGUUCAAGUUCCCACAGAUUAAAGCACACCCUUGGACAAAGGUGUUUAAGCCUCGUACCCCACCAGAGGCCAUUGCCCUCUGCUCUCGACUGCUGGAAUACACGCCGGUGACCAGACUCUCUCCUCUGGAGGCAUGUGCACACGCCUUCUUCGAUGAGCUGCGCCAGCCUAACACCCGCCUGCCCAGCGGACGAGAACUGCCGCUCCUCUUCAAUUUCAGUCCUGUUGAGCUGUCUAUCCAACCCCAGUUAAACUCCACACUCAUUCCUCCUCACGCUCGUGCACAGACAUCACCUGCCUCACAUGAGGGCAGUGUGUCAGACAGUACUGCUCAGCCCAGCUCAGCACCUGGAUCCAUCAACAACAGCACCUGAGCAUCCAUUCAUCCUUUCUUUUCUUUUUUCAUCUUCCCCGUUUUCCUUUAUCCCUUCUGCUCUUCUCUCUCAACCUUCGUCCUGGCUCCAAACCCUUAAAAUAAGAGAAAAAAAAGCCUCUACACACCCACAUCUACACUCAGCAUUGCUAUGUACUCUGAAUGUUAACCAACCGAUUUCCGUGGCUGCUAGCUUCAGGAGGAUGUGGUUUGUUUUAAGGACAUUAAUGUAGCCAUGGUUGGGCUCAAUAUACGCUGCAUUUCUGUGUUCAGGUUGGCCCAUGUCUGCUCGAUUAGAAUAAAGAAAUGCUACAUUGCUUGGGUAGGAUGUUUGGGAGAUGAGGAGGGGGGUUGUACAUGUCGUGUGGAUUUUCUGCAUUAUUAUUGACCGUUGACUUUUAUCCCUAUUCUGUGCUUUUUAUUUGUACGAGCUCAUUUUAAUGUGUGGCUGUGGUGCCACUGAAUGGAGUUAAAGUGAGGCCUGUAUGUAAGGCCUGAUUCACAUUGACAAUCAUCUUAGUAGGGUCAAAAAUGGCAGACUCGUUCUGUACAUGGUGUUUGAUUGUACGUCCCACUCUGUAGACCCGUUGCUUUUCUGUCUUUUUCUACCCUGAACUCUGCUCAAGUGUUGUCAGUUCACUCAGCCCAGUGGUGAACAACAUCUUUUUUUUCUUUUUUUAUCUCCCUGACAGAACAGAUUGGCAAAUAUUUUGACCAUGUCAUUUUAGAUAACAGAUGGUUUUAAAUUUUAUUGCAAAGCGGGGCACUGCAGCCUGUCUUACCGUUUCUUUUUGAAUACUAGCUCCUCAGCUGCCUUUUUAUGAGUGAGAGGGAGCUUUGUGUGAGCAGAGUGCACCUCUUCAGUUUCUUUGGUAUAAGCUCACGUUGUCUUAUGUUAAGCUGGAAACCAAGCAUGUCAUGUUGAUUCUCAAAUACGUAUUGCACAUCUCCAAAAGGAGGAGUAGUGGAGGAGUAAAAGGGUGGGGGAGCUCUGUGAACAUAAUGUCAUACAGAUGGAGCCGAUGGUCGUGGCGCUCCAUUUCCAUCCACGAGAGAAUUCUCAAAACGUCAGAAACAGAUGCCGGACACUGUAGGGUGAAUUGUCGCCUCAUUAAUUACGUCACUUCUACGUGUUCCGUUUCAUAUCAGUUAGAGAAUGUUGAACAGUGACAUCAGGUGUAGAGGAAGGCCUGUGAGUGUACACAUGUAUGGUUCGUGCAGGAGGAGAACUUCUCUGCUCGUUCCCAAACAGCCCACCUGCGACAACCUCACGUCGUCCUCUUCUCGUUUAGUCACGCAGCCUAAUGGUCCACCGUCUGCACGGACUGUUUUCCUUUUCUUUCUUCACGCAAAUGUGCAUGUUCAGCCCAGGUUGACCACAAUAUAUUACAUCCAAUAAUAAUCUGACCAGAAAUUAUGCUGAAACCCAAAAGCUUUUGGAGCCCUCCCCCACCCACCCCAUUUCCUCUUCACGCCCGUCCCUCUGCCCUCUGCUUCCAUCUUUCUUCCUCCUUUUUUUUCCACAGCUAAACUGUAAAUAUCAAGUACCUUUUAUUUUAUUUUGUUAUUUUUUUUGUUAUUGUUAUUAUAUUGUUCUUGUAAUUUUUUUUUUCGCCAGUAGACCGGUGCAGCAGCAGCAGCCGGACUAUUUAUCCUCAGUCGCAGUCUGUAAAUACAAUUUCAUUUCAGUCCCUGGUUCAAAAGGGGGAAAAACAGAACAAAAUGUUUCAUUUUUAUUCUCUCUCCCUCCAUUUCUCUCUCCAUAACUUUCCCUUUUCCCCAUAAAUGUUGUCAUAUGUGUUCUAUUUAUUGUAUUGUGUUUUUUGGGGGGUGGGGCUGGUUUAAUUUUUUUUAUUUUGUUAUUACUGUAGUGGUCACUAUUGUGGGAUCUGCUUUUUUGUUUAGUUUUUUUUUUUUCUUAUUCCAGUUUUUAGUCCAGCAGCGUCACAUGCAAAACAAUUUAACAUCCAAGAUACUGUACAUGAUCAUGACGGGAGUUGGUUCAAACCGUGAGUUUAUAGCUGCACAUGCUAGACAUCAAGUGGAACUUCUGUUUUCCAUUUAACUUCAAUGUGAAGGGAAUGUUACAAACCUCAGUUUAAUGGAGAGAAAAAAAAAAGAGAGGUUGUGGUGUUGGGAGGAAGUGUGUGUGUGUGUGUGUGUGUGUGUUGUGGUAGGAGAGGGGAAAAACAAAUGUGUCCAUGUGACAUCUCCUGUGUCUGACUGUUUUCCCUCUCUGAGUCGUACGAGUGUAACAGGUUUGAACUGUUGACCUUCAGUGUGUGUUUCACAGAUACUUUGUGAGUGUCUUGAACACAGCUGCAGGCCGUGUGUGUGUGUGUGUGUGAAUGGAUGUUAUUCUCUGUGUUUUCUUAAAUGAAGAGCUGACUAAAUGUGCUUUUUUUUGUCCAUCAUUAUUUUAUUUGUUUUGUUUCCAUAGUGAUCUGUCCCACUUAGUUUUUAAUUUGCUGUGACCCUGCUCUUUUAUCAUUGGGGGGGGGGGGGGUUCAUUGUUGGGAACAGAGGUUAGAUAAAGGAGAUGAUGAACAGUGAGGGAUGAAGGGAGAGAGACAGUUUUUGUUUGUUGGUAUAAAUAAUUAAACUCAUUAAUAAAGUGAUGAAACUGU
This is a messenger RNA of Solea solea (common sole), 4103 nucleotides long. It is a transcript of the gene gsk3ab, whose product is annotated as glycogen synthase kinase 3 alpha b. The record is from RefSeq and is a predicted model, not a curated record. Bases 155 to 1477 code for a protein of 440 amino acids. Gene Ontology annotation, biological process: insulin receptor signaling pathway; negative regulation of canonical Wnt signaling pathway; extrinsic apoptotic signaling pathway in absence of ligand. Gene Ontology annotation, cellular component: nucleus; cytosol; cytoplasm. Gene Ontology annotation, molecular function: protein serine/threonine kinase activity; ATP binding. Lineage: Eukaryota; Metazoa; Chordata; Actinopteri; Pleuronectiformes; Soleidae. The transcript has 11 exons.